Messenger RNA from Pocillopora meandrina, 9970 nucleotides. The record is from the annotation of a GenBank genome assembly. NCBI's taxonomy places the organism in Eukaryota, Metazoa, Cnidaria, Anthozoa, Scleractinia, Pocilloporidae.
AUGGCGCGUGGGGAACGGCAAAGUUGGAGAAAAAUAAUAUCAAGGAAACUUGAAGCGAGGGAUCAAGUGGAGUGGCAUUGCUUUAGAGAUAUCAUCAGGGAACGUAAGUGAAGACUUCAUCGUUGUUGAUAGGAAAUUGUACGUUUGGUUAGGAUUUAAUCAUCAAGCAUACAUAUUGUAUUGCUGACUUUGACGAAUCAAUAAAAACAUAGGAACUUUAAUCCAAAUUUUCUCCUGUUUUUUUCGGACAAGUCAACAUAAAUUUAUCUUGUCACUGACAACGAUCCAAAACGAAUCAAAAGAAAUUCUUCGUUGAUGCGAACUAUUAUUUCUUGUAAGAUAUACCAAGAUAGGAAAUAUUUGAGCCUGUAAUAUGACAGUUCACAUCAUCUAAGUUCAUGUACCAUCAUGAGUGCAUAUUGAAUUAUUGACUAAUCAGAUUCAAGUUCGUGAUAAAUCAUGUUCAAACAAAUAAAAUCCAUAGAUCUUUGACCAUUUCCAUCUUUAAGAUUUCUCUGCAGUGUCAAAUCGUCGUGACUGAAAAACAGAAUCGAAGGAAGGACAAGGGUCUUACUGCAAAUAUAGUGAAAAGUGAAAGGCUGAAAAGAGCGAACCUCUAAUUGGUGAAUUGACAUAGGAAAUAAUAUGAUUUUUUUCCGGAGAGCGAGAUAUUGAGCAGAUUUUUAAAUUACAUUUGGGUCGUUUUCACAGUUAAUAGAUGUUUCAGCACUAAUUAAUGAGAUAACGUUGAAAGUUGCAUUGCAUGAAAACUUUUACAUUUGUGUUAUUCUCUUUAUGUUCAUCAUACAAGGGAAAGGAUGAAUGAUAAUUUUUUAUGGUGUUGUGGUAGUAAUAUUUAUCUUGGGUAUCAUAUUCUUUUACUGAUGGUUAGUGGUCUUCUUUACCCACAACUAAGGUGUAUUAAAUACUCUGCUUGUUUUGUAUUUUGUCUAUUUUAUUUUAUUUUAACAGACAACAAGUUAUUUGAAAAUGCUGAUACUGCAAAAUCAAGAGUUGUUCAGUUGGAAAUACAAGUUGCUCAAAUUCAACAGGUUACAACUCCUGAUGCAUUUCUGUUUUUUAAACUGAUUGGAAGUUUUACAUUACCUAAUGCAAAAAGACUAAUUUAUUUUGAUUUUAUUUUUAACGAAUGGGUGGCCUUUUAUCUUAUUGAGUAUCAGAACAGUGUGAGUGGAACUUAAAUUCCUUUAUUAUUUUACAGGAAAAACUUGAGCUUCAUAGAUGUGCUCAAGAAUCAAGGUAAAUUAUCAUAAUAGGAGGUAGGUUCAGUUGAAAUAUUUGUAUUGAUUAACCUUUGUUCACUUGUUGUUCAUUAUUUUAGUUCAGUUAGAGGAGGGGCUGGGGUUGUUGUUGGAGGAUCAGAAAAAGUAGCUUCCUUGGAGCAGAAGUUGUUCAAAUUACAAGAGGAACUGACAGAGCUCCACCGUCAGAAAGGAGAGGUUUGUCUAAUAUUAAUAUCACCUAACCAGUGUCUAACAUAUGGAUUAAAGGAACUCACCAGAUUAUUAAUUUACAAAGCAUUAUUUUUUCAACUGGAAAUAUGGCAUUUCAAUAGAACAUCUUCCUGAGGGCAAAAGACUAAUCAUAAUUAGGAAAAAAGAGAAGGGAUUCAAUUGUUUAACCUUCCAACUUCAUGGUUGGAAGGUUCAUUAACUCUUUAACUCCUAUGGGUGACUAGCAUCUAAUUUCUCCUCACAAUAUCACCCUUGAAUCACACAUUGAGGUCAUGAGAUUAAAGAUAAUGACCACAGACCAAAGGAGCUCUUGAUUGUUAAACAAAUUUUCCUUGUCGGCACCUCAGGAAAUGUUUAAAGAACAGUAGGGAGAAUAUGCAAACUGAUGUAAGGGUGUAAAGAGUUAACUAAGAUACAGAUAAUUUGCAAAUAAACCAGGCCAAACAGCAGAUUCAUACCUUACAACAUUUUUUUUUUAACUUCAUGUUUUGACAAGUCAAAAUAUUUCUUAUUAUCAGAAUGCACAGAAACUAAUGGAGCUCAACAAUACAUUGCGACAAAAGGAGCAAGAACUAUUAGCUAAGGAGGGAGAGUGAGUAUACAUGUAUAGCAGGAAAAAAUUUGUAUAUUGUGCCAAGAAUUCACAUUUUUGACUUUUAAAAUUUACAUCAUCAUAAUGCCAGACUAAGAAUGGAGAGAAAAUGAGAGCAAAAGGGCAAAGUUUCUCAUUCCUCAGUUGUGAGUUUCUUAAUGAUUCCCAGAAAUUCUAUAUGAACAUAUAUAUUGUUUGUUGUUUUCCAAUCAGAUUGCAUGACUUAUCAAACAAUUUAGAAGAAGUUGACAGGGCAAGGCAGAGACUGGAGCAAACAGUUACAGAAUUGGAGGCAGCAAAACAGGUACACAUUUAAUAAAGGUUUUGUUUGGUUUGCAAUGCAGAGAUAUUAGUAGUCUUUGUUUUGUAUGCUACAGCAUGCUAUGGUGAUGCAAUUCUAAGCAAUGAGGUACAAACUCAACCUUUUUAAAUAAUUUCCCAGUUUUCCCAUAGUACCAUAACUGGGCCACAUUUUAAGUAACUUACAGUAAAGGCAUUUUAUCCACAAGUUAUCCAUCAAAGUGUAUUUUCAGAACAAAAUAUUUAAAAAGCUUGUAGUAAACUGUGGUUUAAAUUAUUUUCUUGAGUAAGCCUUGUGAUUGAUUCUCACUCUGUGUUUUCUCUGGAUUGAUGUUUUCCUUAAAUUGUAGAUGGUAAAAGAUGAACACCAAGCAUUACAUCUUGCCUACAUAACAUUGGAUGAAAAAUAUAGGAAAGUACAAGCAGAGAAUGAAGAUCUUGUGAGUUCCUCACGGUCAGAAUUAUUAUUAAAUUUUUAUUCCUUUGACCCACACAUUUUCAAGCAGUCCUCCUUUAAUUAAUUAAUUCAGUUAGUUAAUAUUUCAUUACUAUCAAACAUUUGGUUUAAUUCAACAUCGAUUUCAGGUAGCAAGGUGGAUGACACAAAAAGCAAAAGAUGCAGAUAAAGUAAAUGCUGAAAAUGAAUUACAGUUGAGGUGAAGAAAAUACCUUUUCGUCAAACAAAAUACAUUUUCUCCUUUUCACUAACAUUGUAGACUCUGUGUCAGCCUUACAGGGCGCGAUUAAGAACUUUCAGUUGCAGAAUUUAUAAAAUAUUCUGUGAUGUGAUUUGUGAAAUGAUGAAACAUAUUUUUACAUAUUAUUUUUACUUUCCUUUUAGAAUACGACAUGAAAAGCAAAAAAAUCUACUAAUAGAUGCAGCAAAAGAACCAGUAGUUGUAAAUAUACCAAGGCAGGUUACUCUUUGUAAUGUAUACUAGACAUUAAUUAAGUGAAUAUUAUGAUGUGCCUGUGUUUAUCUACUAUAAUAAUAAGGAGACUGUUACAUGUAGUAAGUAAACAUAAUUUAUAAAGUAACAGGAAAUAGAUGGAAUACCAGAGCAGGACACUUUUAGAUUUAUUGUUACAUUAAAGGUGAUUAACAGACAUAAGAUGAUGAUAUACCUGAGUGAAUAAAGGGAACUCUGUAAUCCAUAUUGCUUGGAUAUAGAGAGAUUGUAGAACUUUAUCUCAUUAAUCACUAACAGCCUCGCAAGGUGAAAUUAUCAAAGAAAGACAAAUAAGGAGAGGCUCUAUAGUUCAUUUUCAAUUUGUCUGAAUUGCAGUUCUGAUCAGCCAGGCAUACCUUUCUGUGCAAUAGUAUCUAUCCCUUCAUUUCCUGAUAAAAAAUUUGUGAGUAUGAAUUCAAGUUGUUGAUAAUUAUUAAUAUUAAGUUAUUGAAGAUCAUUUUUUAUAUAUCAAACACAAGAAUUAAUAAACAAGGGUCAUAAUACCAAUAUGCACAUGAAUACAUAGGGGUACAAAAGAUUAACAAAUAACCUAGAAAACAUGCUUUUCUUAAGGUCUUUUUUUCUUUAAUACACCUUUGUUAGGUAAAAUAGUUUUUUGUCAGUAAGUUUUUCCCUUUUUCUCCUUUCUCAUCAAGUUACAAUUUAAGGUUACUCUUGUGAAUGCAUAUCACUCUCCUUUACUCAGAUCAGCUAUUUCUGUGUGUGUUUGUAACAGGAUGCACAUGAGGGUGAAGUAAAUUCUGCCAGAUUCAGUAUUUCAGGAAGAUUAUUUGUAACAGGUGGUGCAGACAGAAAAGUUAAGGUCUGGGAACAAGUAAAUGGUAGGAACCAUGAUAUCUUACUUUCAAAUUAUUUCUCAUUUAUAUUGAAUAUCGAUUAUUAUCAUACGACCCAUGCAGCCUCCACACUUACUUUUAUUGAAAAAAAUAAACAGAAACAUGUCCUUAUUUGAAGGCCAUACUUGAUGGUUUGGGCAAGGCUGGAAAAAACUAUAUUACCGUGCAAGAUUUGAGCUGAAAGUAGAAAGGAAGAUUUAAAAAGAGCAAUUCAAUCAAGUUUGGCAGAAGGGGAAAUUGUUUUGCUAUUGGUCAUGACACAGGGAUCUUGAAGAACUUGGUCUGUACAUUAUGACCUUGAGCCCAAUAUUUUCUGGCCCAAUCUUGCCACUGAGUCAAUAAAAUACACAGUAUUUUAUCUAAUCAUUAAUUCUCUAUAUAUAGUGAUUAAGAUAUGAUAACUUGAAGCACUUUUAUUAGUUUAUCUAAUUUGUGAUACUUGCUCCUUUUUUUUAUUUCAGGAAACUAUACAAUAAAAGGAGUUAUGCAUGGUUGUAAUGCUGGUGUCAUGUCAGUACAAACUGACCCUCAGGUAGGGUUAUAUAACUAUUGGCUUGAUACCAAAUAUACAGGGCUUGUAUUUCCAUAGAUAGCAUCGCUAUUAAUAUUUUUAUCAACUGUUAUAUUUUAUAGGAAAAACUUGUCCUGGCGGGUUCUCAUGAAGGAACUUGUAGAGUAUGGACUCUUGCAGAUCAGAGACUUCGAGUGAGAUUUUUUAAUACCAUGUGGGGUUUUUCUCAUCCAGUAAUUGCUAUUUUUUCAAAGACAUUAACACACCAAUGGAGGCCAUGAUUAUUUUGAUUGUUUUAUGUGCAUGUGAAUAAGCCUUUUCAGUCUUUAAUUUUGAGCCAAAUGAUUUCUUGUUUUUUACAGGCUGAUGAGGCUAGAAAGGCUAAUUUGCAUGCACUAAGAACUUCAUUUCAUAAAAGAGGUCUAGAAUUACAAAUACUAUGACAACGAAUGCUUCACUUCUUAAGCUGUAGAACAUAUUGAAUGUUAACAAAACAAACAACACUCUCAUGAUGGUGAUUAGAUGUGCCACUUAAAACAUUACUUCAAUUUAAGAUGGUGCACUUGUCCUAAGAAAAAAAUUUUGACUCAGCACCUGUAAGAAUGUAAAAUUUUGUACAGUUUCAUUUUGCAAGUGGACAAGUAAUUUCUGCUAGGAAGGUUCAAUACCAUUGCUUCCCCUUAGAAAAUCAGUAAAGAUUUACAAAUGCUCAGUAAUAUAAAAAAGUACCUUUUGGAAGGAUGUUUCUGAGCUAGAUUUGAGGUUUAACUGUAAUUAUUUUUAAUGUUUGUGUUUAUAUAGCACACCCUCACAGGACAUUCGCAAAAGGUCAUGGCAGCCAAAUUUUUUGGAGCAGCAACUAAAGUUGUUUCUGGAGGCCAUGACAGAACAUUAAAAAUCUGGGAUCUUAGAAGUAAAGCAUGUAAGUUGUUUUGAACUCAACUUUUUCUUUUUUGAACUAAAGGCCAGAUUCUCUCUGCUGUGAAUAGCCCUCAUCCUAGCUGUUAAAAAAAACCAGAAAUACUGUGAUGUAACAACUUCAUGCAAUACAAAAGGUUUCAUUCACUAUGCUCAAAAGAAGGAAAUCUUCAAGUUCUAUUUACAUGUCUUUAGAGCAUUAUCUCAUGCCUUUAAUUUCAGGGAGCAUAAAUUGCAAUAAAUUUGAAAACAAAACAUACCAUCUUCUUUAAUUACCUCCUCUUGGGGCAUCUCUGAAUGAAAUAUCAGUAUUUCACUUGGAUGCUGAGGGCAUAUUUACAAAAUAAUUAUUGUAAACUAUACCAUUAAUUUUCUUCUUUUUCUCAGGCACACGAACAAUUUUUGCUGGUUCGAGCUGUAAUGACAUAGUAAUCAAUGAGGGAUUUGGGUAAGAAACAAGUUAAAAAUAGUUGUUGGUUACAACUGACUCCAGUUCUUCAAAAUUCAUACAUGUUCCAUUUCAUUAAGUAUUGGUUGUUUAAUCAUUUUGUCAAAAAUUUACUAAUCAUUGAAAAUAAUUUUGCCAUCAUUGAGCUAGGUAGUUACAGCAAUUUGCAUUACAUUUUUAAACUUUAAUUAGCAGCUGAAGUGAAUGAAAACAUUAUUCCCACUGAGUAUUGUUUUUAUUCUAUUUAGUUCACAAGUGGUAAGUGGUCACUUGGACAAGACUGUCAGGUUUUGGGAUGUCAGGUGAGCUAACUAAUAAUAGUGAUCUACAAAAUUGAAAUAAAAAUGACAUGGUAUGUAGAAAAUAGAUUAGACAAGUAAAAUUACAAGCCAUAAAAUUCUUUGUUGAUUGUACAUUAUGUGCUCAUAACUGGAAGUGAUUUGGAGAGUUUCUUACCAUUCUUAAGAUUUGAUGUUGGGUUUUUGUAUUUUAUGGUAUAAAAUAAUGAAAAAUGAAAGUUGAAUAAGUUAUAUUAAAUAAAUACAGCCAUGUUAUUUUACAUUAUCUUUUUUUUAAAGAUUAUUGUAUUUAUUCAUGAUUUAUUAUGGGACCCACUAAAUAUUUCGUCUCCAAUUUGCAGUAUUUGCUUUGUAUGAAGAUAAUUUAAGAAGAUUUUUGUGGAGUAAUGACAGCCUUUUCCAUUAUCUUAAUAUGUAACACUCUUUGUAACAUUUGUAAACUACAUAUACAGAGGUUAUUGGAAUGUGAUUCAAAGUUUUAUAGAUAAGUUUAGAUGAAUACAUUUGUGGCAUAACUUUAUUUUGCUCUUCUUUCCUUUUUGCAUUGUGAUGAUUGUGUUAAGUGUGGAACUUAUCAAAACACAAUUCAAGCUGCUAUAUUAAUAUGAUUUUGAUCCAGAGUAGAUAUGGUGCUUCUUUCUCUAAGAGUUGAGGAGCUGGUUCUUUACACCAGUCUAACCCAAACUACAGUUUUAUGAAAGCAGUGGACGUUACAUAUCCUCUAUAAGAGGGUCUUUUUGAUCAAUUGAAGGUUAUUCCACCUCCAGCUUUUGGCCCUCUUGACACUGUUCACAAAAAUAAUUGUUCAGACAAAAGAUUCAGCCAAAUUAAAAAUGGUUUAGAAUGCAGCUGUAUUGAACAAUGGCUUAACUUUGUUUAAAUAACCAACCCUUGAAGUUUACACUGAAACAGUUGGCCAACUUACAGUAGUAUAUAAAUUAGAUAUUAUAGGACUGAACCAUCAAAGCUGAUCACUAAGUAAUAGCAAGAGUCAAGAUGUUGAUUUGGGUUCAUGUUUGUUUACAAUUUGCUUAUCUGUGAUCAUUUCAUGGAAAUGAACAACAUAUUCUGUCUUACUGACAGAAUCUGACAUGCAUAACUUACUUUCAGUCUACAUGCAGGCAUUAACUCUCUUUGGUAUUGAUUUACUUUAAUUUUUUUUUUCAGAUCUGACAAUCAAUCAAGUGUUGGAGAAAUCACACUACAAGGGAAAAUAACAUCAUUAGAUUUAUCCCCAGGUUGUUGAGAUUUGCCAUGUUACGACAUUUUUUUUCCUGCCAACUAAAGUAGACAGUCUCUCCCUACAGCAUUACUUAAUAAUAAUUCCUUCUUAGUGAGCCCCAACAUUGUAGAAAAGCAACAGAACAAACAAGUCCUUUAUCAAAAGGGAUAGUUUCACAAUAAAACAUUUAGGGAAUCAAUGAAAUGUUUGAGUUUCAGUUCAUGGGGCCAUCAAAACAACAUCUCCAAGUUGGUGAGUUAGAAACAGCAAUGCAGUUAGAGUAAGCUUCCUUUUCUGGUAUUUCUUGACAGACAUGAACUACAUGUUGGCAAGUGCAAGGGAUGACACAGUUAAAUUGCUCGACUUGAGAAUGAACCAGGUUAUGUCAACAUGUAGGUGAGUGAACAUGAUUAAUUCACAGAAUUCUACAAAUUAACAAAUUAUUAAUUUGGAGAAAAAUUAUAUAUGAUGACUAUUAAAAACUCACAGGGUGUUAAAUCUUGAGUGCAGUAUUUCCAAAGCAAUAAUUCUUUUUAAAUUUUAUUUCCAGUGCGGACGGUUUUAAAGUUGCAGUGGAUUACACAAGGGCAUCAUUCAGGUACUUUAAGUUCAUGUACAGGGCAUAAAUUGUCUUACUCUAAGAUUUUGUCAUGUGUAGGUUUUAAAAGUGAAACCAAAUAGUCCAGAUAAUGUACUUAAACAACUAAGAACUGCUCUUGACUUAAAAUUUGAUCUGUUUUCCAUUUUUUCAACCAAAUAUUUUUGAAAAUCCCUUAAACAUGUUUGUUAGCAUCAAGAUGUUAUGGUGACAACAUGAUUGAACUUACUAUUAAUUUGUAGUUCUAUUCAUAUUAUUUUUUAUCAGUCCUGAUGGCCAGUAUGUCAUAUGUGGCUCAAGUGAUGGUAGUAUUUUUGUAUGGAAUGUAGCCUCUGCCAAACUAGAAAAGGUUCUUAAAGAACACAGGUUAGUAUUUCAUGGAAGUAUAUUUAUUUACAUGUAUUAGGUUUGUUUUAAAAAUACUUCUGUAAAUUGCACAGCUAAACAUCUGAUAGACUGACUGACUUACUGAUUCACUAACUCACUGAUUGACUCAUUCACUGAGUCACUAGCUUGCAGACUCAAUGACUCACCUGACUGACUGUUUGACUGAUUUCACUCCUUUUGUUUUGUUGUGUGAUGUAGAGAUCCAAACAUGCAGUUUGAAUAGAUCACUGCAGUUUAUUUUGUAUUUUUCACAGAAAAUCAAACUUACCACUCAAAAUUUGUAAUUUUCUAAUGACAGUUCCUCAGUGGUUGUGUGUGCCUGGCAUCCUGAUGGAUCAAGUCUAAUCAGCUGUGAUCGUAACAAGCGUGCAAUCAUCUGGACAAACAGAUACUGAAAUCACUCUCAAACUGGAUGGCAUAGCCAUUAGCUCAGUAUUGAGUUACAAUGCACACCAUUUGUAAUAAGUGCCAACAGUGCCAAAAGUAACUGAAAUAAAUGAAAUGGCAAGCUUCAAAAACUUAAUACAUCCUGUUUUGAAGAAGAAUUCUCUGGAAAAAUUGUUGUGUAUCUAAAAGAGACAUAUUAAGUUAGAGAGGUCUUAAAACAACAGCACUUUUAGAUAUAAGUAGCAUGUUGUAAAAUAAUGUGUCUUCUUACUAAAUAUAGAAGUUACACAUGUCACUCAACACAUAUUUUUGAAGGGUCAAAAUUCAUUAAAAAGUGUAUAGGCUUUCUUUAACUGCACUUCUCCUUUCAAAAAUAUCUAGUAAGAAUAAACAUGUUCAGUUAUAAUUCUAAUCCUUUUGUUUAAUAUGUAGUUUAAAUACCAAGAAGGUGUUUGUUUAUUUGCAGGCAAAGAACUUUGGUUUUUGUGAGUAAGGAAUUUGAAGUCAACCAACACAUACAUUUGAGGCACAUACAUUUGAGGCUAGAAAGACAAAUUUCUUCCAAAAGGAACCAUCUCAACCUAAUAUGACUGUGUUUUUCAAGGAAAUAUCCUAACCCUUAUUUGUGGGGACUUUUUAAUAAUGAGGCCAUUUUAUUAGAAGUGCUAUAUAGAAAGGCACAAUUUUCAACAAACCACAUCAGUUUAAAAUUGAAGUUUGUCCAAAAUAACUGAUAGGAAAAUAGCUUUAAGUUUGAGCCAAAGAAAAAUUUGAGUUGAAAAAGUUCCAACCUACUCAGGUUAGGGGCCAGGUUAGAAAUUUAAUGUUAUUUUUAAUGUUAUAAUUUAAAAUAUAGUGAGAUGUUUGAGAAACCAGUAGCUUAGAAAGAAAUGUCAAAUUUUGCAGUUUGCAAUUAUAUCAUUCUUAUUUAAAAAUCACCAGAAGGUACAUACUACAAUGUAAGUGUAGUAAAAAUAAGAAUGGUCAAAUAACAAUGAACCCCCUCCCUCUCUCUGUCUCUCUUUU